Mercurialis annua (annual mercury) is the source of this 3825-nucleotide messenger RNA. RefSeq lists its product as uncharacterized. The coding region runs from base 215 to 3097 and encodes 960 amino acids. The transcript is spliced from 7 exons. Gene Ontology annotation, molecular function: metal ion binding; protein binding; RNA binding. Lineage: Eukaryota; Viridiplantae; Streptophyta; Magnoliopsida; Malpighiales; Euphorbiaceae. The record is from RefSeq and is a predicted model, not a curated record.
UAUAUCCCAAUUCCCAACCAAUUCUACGCAGCCACAUAAGAUAUAGGUCGCUUCUUUUUUCCCUGUAAUCUCAUAUUCCCGUUAAAAGAAAUCCCCAAUUUUUUAGGGUUUCAAUUUCAAUUCAAUAUUCCUCGUUAAAGAUAUGUUUUCCGUUUCUAACCCCACGAGCUUGAUCUUCUAACAAUUUGUUGUAAAAUUCGUCAUAUAAUAUACAAUGGCCGCCGAUCGCAGUAUCAUCACUACCGCCACCAUCUCAACCGCCGCCGCUGCGGCUGCUUCUAAGCCCAUAUGGAUGAAGCAAGCCGACGAAGCUAAGCUGAAAAGUGAAGCCGAGAAAGCCGCCGCAGCGAAAGCCGCAUUCGAAGCCACAUUCAAAACCCUAACUGCAAACAAACCAGAGAAGCCCUCGGAUUCGGAUUCUGAAGAAGAGGAAUCAGAGCAUUACUUAGCUAACAAACCAGUGGGACCAGUUGACCCGACAAAAUGCACAGCCGUGGGUGCUGGUAUAGCUGGAGGAACGGCUUGCGCGCCGUCUACGUUCAUGGUUGUGACGAAAGAUUCCGAUGGGAGGAAGGUGACGCAUGGAGGCGCGCAGAUUAAGGUGAAGGUGGCGCCCGGAGUGGGCGUUGGAGGGACGGAACAGGAAGGGAUAGUGAAGGAUAUUGGAGAUGGGAGUUAUACAGUGACUUAUGUUGUGCCUAAAAGAGGGAAUUAUAUGGUAAAUAUUGAGUGUAAUGGGAAAGCUAUCAUGGGUAGUCCGUUUCCCGUGUUCUUCAGUGCAGGUACUGCAACUGGAGGAGUGCUUGGUAUGGCUCCCACAUCCACAUUUCCAAACUUAAUUAACCAGACCAUGCCAAACAUGCCAAAUUAUUCAGGUUCCGUUUCUGGUGCAUUCCCUGGAUUACUGGGAAUGAUUCCCGGAAUUGUUGCAGGUGCUUCAGGUGGUGCUGUUUUGCCUGGAAUAGGGGCAUCCCUUGGGGAAGUUUGUCGAGAGUAUCUUAAUGGCCGGUGUGCAAAAACCGACUGCAAGUUGAACCAUCCUCCGCACAAUUUACUAAUGACAGCAUUAGCUGCUACAACCACAAUGGGGACACUCAGUCAGGUGCCCAUGGCACCUUCAGCAGCUGCAAUGGCUGCUGCUCAGGCCAUUGUUGCUGCCCAAGCCCUUCAAGCUCAUGCUGCUCAGGUUCAAGCACAAUCUCAAUCUACGAAGGACUCAUAUGGUUCACCUGACAAAGCCGGGAGAGAAGACGCCCUGAAGAAGACACUCCAAGUUAGCAAUCUCAGUGCGCUUCUGACAGUGGAACAGCUGAAACAACUGUUUGGAUUUUUUGGUUCAGUAGUUGACUGUAGUAUCACUGAUUCAAAGCAUUUUGCUUACAUAGAAUUCUCAAAACCUGAGGAAGCAACUGCUGCUUUAGCUUUGAACAGUAUGGAUGUUGGGGGUCGGCCAUUGAAUGUUGAGAUGGCUAAAACACUUCCUCAGAAGUCACAUUUGAAUUCAUCAAUGUCUUCGUCUUCUCUGCCGAUGAUGAUGCAGCAAGCUGUUGCCAUGCAACAGAUGCAAUUUCAACAGGCUUUGCUUAUGCAACAAACUAUGACUGCACAGCAGGCAGCUAACCGAGCUGCAACAAUGAAGUCUGCAACAGAGCUAGCAACAGCUAGAGCCUUAGAAAUUAGUAAUAAGUUAAAAGCUGAUGGACAUGUUGUCGAAGAGAAGGAAGAAAUAAAAUCCAGAUCACCAUCCCCAUCUCGAGCAAGAUCUAAGUCAAAAUCACCAGUGAAUUAUAGACGAAGGCAAAUGUCUCCUUCUUAUUCACCUCCUCGGCGCCGUCGAGGUCAUAGAUUCAGAUCGCCUUUGAGAUCUCGCCAUCAUUUUAGGUAUGAUAACGGAAGGCGGUCGUAUAGAGACAGUAGGGAUGUUAUUGGGAGAUCUAGAAGAAGGGAUGAGCCUUAUGAUCGUUCCCCUGUUUCGAGGAGAAAUAGGAGUAGGAGUGUGAGCCCUCGAUUGAAAAGGUCAUCCAGAGCUGAUUCAGGUUCACCAAAGCGUCAUCGGGAUAGUUCACCUCGCAGACCUAGAAAAUCAUCCCAUGGUGGUUCAAGGUCACCAAGGCAUCAUGGAGGAAGCAGGUCAUCCCCAAGAAAUGACAUCGAUUACAAACUGAAAUACAGAAAGCGCUCUAGGUCCAAGUCUGUGGAAAAUUCCAGUGACAAAGCAAAAGAAUCCCAGAAUGAAAAAUCCAAGCAACAGGAUAGGAGAUCAAGGUCAUUAUCUGCGGAUGAAAGGAACAAUGGAAAUAAGUCUUCCCCCAAAAGUACAGAUGACAAUGAACCUAAACAGAGGAGGCAAUCGAGAUCAAGAUCUGUUGAAGCAAGGCACUGCUCCAAUGAGAAAGCGAGUGAAACCAGGAAUGAUAGAUUGAAACAUCGUGAUAGGAAGAGGUCCAGGUCAAAAUCUGUUGAAGUUAAGGGCUGUUCCAGGGAGAAAGGGAACGAGAGCAGAGAUAGAAAAUCAAAGCAUCAUGAGAGAAAGCGGUCUAGAUCGGUGUCUCCUGAUAACAGAGAUAGAAAAUCAAAAUAUCAUGAGAGAAAGCGGUCUAGAUCAGUGUCUCCUGAGGUUAAGCGUUACAGAGGAAGCAGGUCAUCCCCACGAGUUGGAGAUGAGAAUAGAUCAAAGCACAGGAGGCACUCGAGGUCAAAAUCUCAAGAAAGAAAGCACCAUUCUGGUCACAAGAAGGAUGGAAAUGGAGAGGAAAAAUUGAAGCCUCGUAGCAGAAGAAGGUCUCUGUCUGCUGAAGGUAAGCAUUACAGGUCUCCAAGGAGCUUAGAAGAGAAGAAGUCAAAACAUAAAAGGCGCUCUAGGUCAAGAUCUGCAGAAGGAUUGCGUCAUUCAAGUGAUAUAAAGAACAUGUACACAACUGAAAAUCCAGUACCUGAUAACUGUAUAUCAGAUGAAGCUGAAAUUGUGACCGACGAGCAAUUAUCCGCAGUGAGCAAUGCAGGUAAUAUCUUUGAUGACAGAAUGUUGUCUUCAAAAAAUGACGACUAUUCAAAAAACUUGGAGGAAAAUAUGAUGGUGGAUGAUAACAAAGAAUGAGGGUCUACCGUGUUCCAAUUUUCAAAAGCCAAAAAGGAUGGUAGGAUUCAACUGGGCUUAUGCAGUUUGAAGUUCUUCUCCAAUGUAGAAGAGAUGAGAUGAAGGAAGAAAUGUUCAAUCGGUCAACAAUCUGAAUGAGCAAAUCACAUAUUUUUAGAAGUUGUUUAGAUGCAUGAACUUUAAAUUCUGAGUAUUCAUCCUUGCUAGGGUGAUUCUCUAAAAUAUUCUCAGUGUUUCUUUGGUGCACUUCGUGUUUGUUUAUCUUUUGCAGGUUCACUUGUAACAAUUGGAACUAGGGUUUCAGGCAUUCUGACCUUUGAUAUGGAUUAAAUUUUGAGGAGGUAUUCUGCUGAUGUCUUCAUCAAUGUAGCAAGCUUCUAUAUCUUCUGAAUGUCAUACAUGGCGUUUGCAUUGGAGCAAAGGGAUCAAUUCGGCUCAAUUAAGAUUUACUGAUGGAGAUGAAGGUAUUGUCUUUGGUUAUUGAAGCCAUUUUUGAAGUCAAGUGAAACCAGAUGUUGCUGCAAUGAGUAGCAUUUGUUGAAUAUGAGCACAACUGCCAAAUUGGUUUUUGACAGGUAAACUUUGGUUAAGUUGCUGGAAUUAUUGUGCUUUCUGAUAAAUUUCAGCUAUAAUUAUCUUGCAUAAUUAUGUAUCUUAACUACUAGUUGUGGCCCAAAUUCUCAGUUCAAUGUCUAUGCAGUAAUUUGAAAUGUUCAUGAUUUCUGCUA